Molecule: messenger RNA, 2236 nt
Organism: Aplysia californica (California sea hare)
Lineage: Eukaryota; Metazoa; Mollusca; Gastropoda; Aplysiida; Aplysiidae
Product: homeobox protein Nkx-6.2
Exons: 4
Coding region: 806-1774 (322 amino acids)
Biological process (GO): regulation of transcription by RNA polymerase II; cell differentiation
Cellular component (GO): nucleus
Molecular function (GO): DNA-binding transcription factor activity, RNA polymerase II-specific; RNA polymerase II cis-regulatory region sequence-specific DNA binding
Source: RefSeq, a predicted model, not a curated record
GGCCCAGCCAGCGGGGUGGGCGUUUAAACUGGGCCUGUUUCCGCUGUGUUGGUUCAGCCCACCGAAUGACGAGGGCCUCUCGUGCUCUGUGAUUAUUUUGUUGGGAAACUUUGAGAUUUGUUGAUAGUGAAGUUAGAACCUAUCAGUGACACCGUGUGAUAUGGCGCUCAUCCACAUUAUUACUAUUGCUCUCAUUAUUCGCGCGUGCUUUUCUCUAUAAAGAAGCGAGGUUCCUACAUUUUAUGACAGGAUUCACUUUGGUGGAGUUUUAAAAACUUGAUCUUUGUAUAAGUGUUUCUCUCAAAGAUGAAACGGUAAAAAUAGGAUCUAAAUUUUUGGCUGUGUUUUCAUUGCGGCUUCUGAAGAUUACAGUACGAGUCAGGUGUUAUCUAAAUGAUGAAUCUGUUUGCAACAAUCUAGAGAUGCUGCGGAAGGCUGUGUCUUCGUUCGUCAUUUGAGGUUGUGACUUCGUAAAUGUUCGGAUUGCUCGACUUCGAAAGCGAUGUGCGAAAUUUGAAUCGUUGGAUGUGAAACUAUUUAUCAGUGAAUUUAUGUGUGACAUGGUAAUAGCACGGGCCUAGGACUGGCGUGAUUCUGUCACCAGUAGCGUAAGGACUACUCGCCGGACACAACAUUAUUUUUUUGUCCCUCCUAGACGAGCCUUGAGCUCCCUACGACGGCCUUCACCCUGACGGGCCACUCCAGCAGCUACUUCAAGCAGGACUUUGCUGGCUGGUUCCCGCCACCGCCGCACACCUCCGCCUCCACAGCCUCCUCGCCUGCCUCCUCUUCGGACGUGGCAGACAUGCUGGACUACUGCACCAACCUCGGGACCGAUCCCGUACAGACGGGCUACGGUGGCGGCCACGCACACCACCACCACCAUCAGCAUCACCACCCCGCCCACCCCCACAGUCAACAGCACACGUCAUCACAUCACAGUCCGGGCUCAGGGAGUUCCUCUAGCCCCGGUGACCGUAACUCCGCGCCCGCUCCGUCCUCCGCUGUCCCCCCGGGCAUGUCAUCCAUCUUGAACAUGAACCAUCAGAACUCAAUGGAGACCUCAAGACAACAGAGCGCCUUCGUGCUCAGCUCGCCUCCUCUAGCCGCUCUCCAUAACUUGACAGAGAUGAAGUUCCCGUCCACCUCGGGAUCUCUACUGCCUCAGGACUAUUCCCCAGACGCGUUGAAGCAGAUGCAGGUAGCCAUGUCCCACGCGCUGUCCACCCCUCACGGCAUCUCGGACAUCCUAAGCCGGCCUCAUGCGGCUCUUGGUCUGCCCCGGCUCAACCCAGGCAUGUACCUCGGCCACCAGAAUCGCUUCCCCAAGCUGGCAGAACUCCCGGGCCGGCCGCCGAUCUACUGGCCUGGAGUGCUACCGCAGCCCUGGAGACCACCUGGUGCAGGCCAGAGGUACACGUCACAAUCCAACACAGUUGUCGUGGACAAAGAUGGGAAAAAGAAACACACGAGACCUACUUUCUCAGGCCAACAAAUCUUCGCUUUAGAAAAGACCUUCGAACAGACCAAAUAUUUGGCAGGACCGGAAAGAGCGCGACUGGCCUACGCGCUCGGCAUGUCGGAGUCCCAAGUAAAAGUGUGGUUCCAAAACCGGCGGACAAAAUGGCGGAAGAAACACGCCGCGGAGAUGGCUACGGCCAAGAAGAAGCAGGAGCAGGCGGAGGACAUGGUAGGAAACUCGGAACCAGAGGAUGAGAACAGCGAGCAGAUGCUCAAGGAAGAUUGUAACUUCUUAGACGGUGUAGAUUUGUAGGGGAUAGCUUUGGCAUGUCCAGAGAAACCAGCUUCUUGGUGACCAGGCGUCAGGAGAACUUUUCGUGUUCGUUGAACUUCUGAGAAGCAUCGCCGAGAGACCUGCUUCUUGAUUUGUGAGACUUCGUCAAAAGUGUGAGCUGCUAAGAAUGAUCUUGUCGAAAGAAACCACGGUGCAAUGUUCUUAUGAUAAUCUCCGCAAUUUUGUGUUGUUUUCGUCGGUACAAUCGGUCUUCAUCACUCUGUGCGAAUGCUCUUGUUGCUAAAUACAGCUCCAGGAGAAGUUAAGGUGGCCUUUUGAAAGCGCGAAGACUGACGACUUGGGUGCAGAGGCACACACCCAACACAACCUGUUGUCACAAAUAGCUUAGUAAUUGAAAGGGGGCGUGGAGGAGGGAGCUGGGGUGGGAAUUUUGAAUAAAAACAGUGGGGCAGUGAAACAAAUAUUUGAAAGGGGCAUAUU